Nelumbo nucifera (sacred lotus) is the source of this 1022-nucleotide messenger RNA. RefSeq names its product cytochrome b561 and DOMON domain-containing protein At3g07570-like. The record is from RefSeq and is a predicted model, not a curated record. NCBI's taxonomy places the organism in Eukaryota, Viridiplantae, Streptophyta, Magnoliopsida, Proteales, Nelumbonaceae.
CCAGUUUCACAACAAUCCAUUGUUUGGAUCUGCCAAGCAAGCCAUUGUCCAAACUCCGAAGUCCAACCCAGAGAGAGAGAGAUGGAGAAGAAGACCUCAUUGGCCGCCACGUUCUUCAUUUGCUUCCUUGGCUUUUCUGCCUUUGUGAAUUCACAAUCAGAUUCUUGCACUUCAAAACUCACCCUCACUGGCAUUCCAUUUGCCACCACCUCUCUCACUUGUCAAUCUGUCUGGACUUCUCAGGAUUUCAUCCUUAGAUAUCAACAGAGUGGAUCAGUCUGGAACUUAAUCCUCUCAACGCCGAACACAAAUGCUUAUGUCGCAAUCGGCUUCUCGCCAGACGGGCGGAUGGUUGGGUCCAGUUCGAUCGUCGGGUGGGUUCCCUCCGGCGGCAAGGGAGUGAUUAAGCAGUACUAUCUAGGAGGGUUGGACUCUCAGUCCUGCCAACCAGAUAAAGGGAGCCUCAAAGUCUCGAACAUGACCAUUGUAUCUCAGUCAUCGCGCCUGUACCUCGCCUUCCAGUUGAACACCAAUCAACCACCUCAGUCUAACCUGAUUUACGCUGUUGGGCCGAAGAGCAGCUUGCCGUCUUCACCGGACUAUUUGAUGGCGCAGCACCAGUCAAAAACCUCUACAACGUUGAAUUUUGCCACAGGUCAGAGUACGUCCAAAGGCAAUGGCUCAGAUAGUGAAGACAAUGAUGAUUCAGAAAGCUCGGAGGGUUCAGAGAGAUCGGAUGGUAGUUCCAAGAGUAGUACAUCACUCAGCAGUAGUUCUGGUCUCAGGAAUACUUAUGAGGUUGUGCAGAUUUUGGGAUUGGGCAUUCUUAUGUUCAUUAAUGGUUUCUUAUUCACGAGCCCAUGAGCAAUUGGUUACUUUUCUAGUGAUGAAUAUGUACUGAUCCUCCUCGGUUAGAUUAGGUUUUGCUCUCAGGAAUGUUUAUGGGGUAGUUGUGGAUAUUUUGAUAUUGGGCAUUCUUAUGUUCAUUGGUAUUUUAGCCAUUAUUAUUGCCUUACUAUUAU